AUGGUUCUGAAGGUACUUGCACUGGCUUCACUUGUGGUCACCACCAUCGCUCGUCCAGAUGGUCAGCCGAUUUAUAGCUACUCCGCUCCCACACCCGCUUAUUCACCAGCUAAGUACGACUUCAACUACGCCGUAAACGACCCACCAUCUGGUAACGACUUUGGUCACCAGGAAGCCCGUGACGGUGACAACACACAGGGAUCCUACUACGUCCUUCUUCCCUUUCCGAAAGUUACAUAUACUGUGAACGGAGACUCCAGUUACGUGACUGAUGUCACCUACGAGGGCGAGGCUCAAUAUCCCAGCCACCUACCCCCCCUUCUUGCGCUUAAGGAAUAA
Penaeus monodon (black tiger shrimp) is the source of this 339-nucleotide messenger RNA. RefSeq names its product pro-resilin-like. Bases 1 to 339 code for a protein of 112 amino acids. The transcript is spliced from 2 exons. Gene Ontology annotation, cellular component: extracellular matrix. The record is from RefSeq and is a predicted model, not a curated record. Lineage: Eukaryota; Metazoa; Arthropoda; Malacostraca; Decapoda; Penaeidae.